UUGUAUGCAAGUUGGCGGGUCAUUUUUGGUUAUGCUUACCCAAUUACCCCCUACACGUUAGGUGAGGACGAUCACUUACCAGGUCCAGCUCCAAGCACCUACCUCCGCGAUACUAGUCCCAUUCACAACACCCAGUUCGUGUCUUCGACAAACGGAAACAAUAAUAACUCUCCAGCCGCCAAACUAAGCCAAACCAUGGAUAAACUGACUGAAAUUCGAGCCCCAACUGCUGGUCACGCUGCUCACCUCUUGGACGUUGCCCUUGCAAACCGAGCUCAAAACGUGGCGAUCUCUCACACCCUUUUUACUCUGCAUGUUUAUCAAUAUAAAGUCGAGAGGAAUGGACUAGAAACUGAGGUUUCUGGCGGUAGAAGCCGUCUGCAACUGCUCUACCUGGGGUGUGGCCGCUAUGGUUCUAAGGAAAUUGGACAAGGUCAGGACCAAAAUUCCACCAUGAAGAGUCUGUCAUUAGCUAAUAUGGCGAAUGUUUUGUUGGGUUUGCUCACUGGACAGCGACAGCUUCCACACAGAGAGUCGGCGGUUACUCAACUCUUGCGUGAGGGAAUGACUGGUAACCAUGCCCAGCCAUGCAUCAUUGCACAUGCCUCAGGCCAGCAGCAACACUAUGCAGAGACCUUGCAGGUAGUACAGUUGGCCUCCAGACUGCACCGACUCCGCCGUCGCCGCGUCGGUAGCAGUGGAGGGAGUAGUGCGGGUGGGAGCAGUUGGACUACAACGGUUGGCGGUACAACGUCUGACUCUUCAACAUCGUCUCGAGGACUUCGUUCACGCCUGUCAGUGAGACCGCGCCUUGGCCGAUCCUCUUUUGGCACCUCUACUACCGACUACACAUCAAGUAGUGAACAGUCCUGUGCAGGUGACACGGUCAUUUACCUGGGUGGUGGAGCCAGUGAGACUGGGAGUUCGUUGGGCCCUCGAGGCCUUGCUGACGGUAGUGUUGUGCACUCCGUAGAUGAGUUGAAAAAAUAUGCUAGUUCGGGCGAGGAAGGAACUCUACAAAGGUCUCUCGCUGCCGGAAAGACUUGUCUUGGUCGUUCUGCAUCCCAUUCUGAAGGGAUAGGCACUUUGCGAUCAGGUGGUUUGAUAAAGCGAGUAACCCCGCGCACCAAUGCAACAGCGUGGCCGCGAGCAGCAGCUGUUCGCAAAGGCAAGGAGGUAGUCAAUUCAACUGAGGAAACUUGGGUGGAUGGCCCUAAAGCGAUGGUAACAAAAGGGCAACAGAGUGCAUCAUGUAAUACAUCAAAAGUUACAGGCUCCGAGACCACGCCUCCCCCUGCCCCACCUUACUUCGGUUUUACUCACCAUAUUGUCCCUCAAAACACUCUUCAACGUUUGGACAUGCCAAAAGUCUUCGUUGCAACGCAGGAGCCGACGGCAGCUGAGGUUGCACCUGCCGAGGUGACCAUUAAGGAACCGACUUAUGCCUCCAUCGACGAGAUGAAAAGUUGUACUAGUAAUGAUGGUAGUCUAGUUGAGAGCUGCUCUUCCUCCUCUUCCUCCUCUGAUGGAGGAGACGAUAUAAACGAAAAGAACGUAAUGAUUGGGUUCGGAGGGACUGGCGGGAGUGGUGCAGGGGAGGCUGGUGUCGGUGGUGGUGGGGGUGGGGGAAGUGUUGGAGGCAGGGGUUUUGGGGUGCUAUCAGACAUAAGCGAGCGUACAGAGGAGACGGAAGGGGGAACAUCGGCGCCAAGUAGUACCGCUGGAGGUGGACACGAAGAACACGAAAACCCUCUUCUUGAUCUAGCUAUCCAACAAAGCAGUCUUGUACAUGAAGACGGCAAGGAGAUUGUUGGUGGGUUGCACAAUGCUCCUUUCUGUGCGUCACAUUUAGAACUCGUUCCUCCUCUUGUCACCGAUCCUGUUGCACACGACGACACCGAAGCCACCGUUCAAGACGCCAACGCCGACAUCACCACCGCCAUCACGAGACAACCUGCUCCAAGUGUGCACGGGACACGUGCGCAUUAUCAUUUUUACAGAUCUCUUCAACGGCGCAACGAAUCCCAGCAGACAUCAUCAGUCUCCCCUGUGCCUGUAUUUAUUCAGAGAACAGUCUCGUUUCCGUGGAUGCCAACACAAAUGUCACAGUCUUCAACAGCCCAUCCCUCCCCAUGCCAGCCUCCACCGCCCACACAGCCCUUUUGGUCUCCGGUGUAUAGCCCACAACUUGCGCCAAUGCAAUACUACCCUUGGUCCCUCCCUACCUCUCCUUAUCUCCAAUCAUCUAUGCAGGCUUGGUCCACGCAGUUGCCAUUGCCAUCUUCUGCAGCCUCCGACUUUUCCCAAACGGCACUCCCACUGCAAUACACGUGUGUGGGUUUACAAAGGGAUUUGGUGGAGGAAGACACACCUGCUCGUACUUCCUCGUCGCCCGCUUCUGCACCCCCGCAGGAGACAAAAAAAUCCAAAAAUUUUACUCUCCCUUCUAUCCUUUGUACACUGCGGCGAUGGCACGCUCGCAGGAAGGAGAGGAGGAGCAAAAAAGGCUCUGCUACUGCAUCAAUCGAGAAGGGAGCGGCGGUAGAAGCAGAGGAAGGGGUUGGCGGAUCGACGUCGGCAAUGACAAUCCCACUGCGCACUACUUCCUCUCUACCUGGCGCCUACUCACGCACCAAUUUCCCUCGGGCUCCGAGCAGUGACCGAGGCAUCGGUCGCACACCACAGCAGUCCCAUUACUAUCCGUCCGUGACUCCGUCGCUUCAGAAUCCCAUACUUAGAGAGACAUCACGAAUGUGUGCCGGCGAUCCGUCGACAUUCAUGAAUCAAAUGCAUCAGAGCCUCUCUACAUACCGAACGUAA
Hydatigera taeniaeformis is the source of this 2820-nucleotide messenger RNA. The record is from the annotation of a GenBank genome assembly. Lineage: Eukaryota; Metazoa; Platyhelminthes; Cestoda; Cyclophyllidea; Taeniidae.